This is a messenger RNA of Argentina anserina (silverweed cinquefoil), 1800 nucleotides long. RefSeq lists its product as uncharacterized. The coding region runs from base 218 to 1534 and encodes 438 amino acids. Gene Ontology annotation, cellular component: endomembrane system. The record is from RefSeq and is a predicted model, not a curated record. The transcript has 4 exons. NCBI's taxonomy places the organism in Eukaryota, Viridiplantae, Streptophyta, Magnoliopsida, Rosales, Rosaceae.
UAGAAUAUGUACAAUCCAGUAUUAUAACCGAACAUGAUUUAAAUAAAUUAAAUAUAUAUUUUCCGAUAAAUUUCUCUUUCCUCUUCCUAAUUUCCUAUUAUACCCUCUUAUAUAUCGACAAAGUGAACAAACCCAUUUAAUUUACCCCACACUGGACGAGGCUCCCUCUCUCACUCUCUUUCUCACUCUCGUUGGCUCCGAAAUAUCACAGGAAGAAAUGAGUCUCCUGUCUCCUCCCGCCGGAAAAGCCCCAACCAAAAUUCUCGACCGCGUCCUCUCCUCCCGCCGCUACGCCUCCCAUCCCGACGCCGAAGACGACGAAUCCAAGACCAAGAAACACCUCCCCCUCUCCUUCUUCACCACCCGCAUCACCAACUACUUGACCCGAACCGGACCCGUCUGGCCCUGCCUCCUCCUCCUCGCCUUCGUCGUCCUCCUCAUCUUCUCCCUCAUCUUCAACUCCCGCCGAUUCGUCUGCGUCUCCCCCUACGACCCCGCCUCCCGCUCCGGCUUCGACGGCCUCGAGUCCGAUUUCGGAUCCCUCGGCGUCCCCUGGUGCAGAUCGAAACAUGGAAAAACAGUUGAUUGGACAACAAAGGAUUUGAUCAAGGCGCUGGAAGUGUUUGUACCAAUCUAUGAAACCCGACCGAUCCAAAACAACAUGUAUGGGAUGGGAUUUGACCACAGCUUUGGUCUCUGGUUUAUUGCGCAAUGGCUGAAGCCAGAUUUGAUGAUUGAGAGUGGUGCGUUCAAGGGGCAUUCCACUUGGGUUUUGCGACAAGCAAUGCCGGACAAGCCAAUUGUGUCCCUCUCACCACGGCAUCCUGAGAAGUAUCUGAAGAAGGGGCCUGCAUAUGUUGAUGAAAACUGUACAUACUUUGCUGGAAAAGACUUCGUUGAUUUUGGGAGUGUUGAUUGGGAAAAAGUGAUGAAGAAACAUGGGAUUACUGAUCUCAGCCGUGUUCUUAUCUUUUUUGAUGACCAUCAGAAUGAAUUGAAAAGAAUAAAGCAGGCUCUGAAGGCUGGAUUUCGCCAUAUGGUUUUUGAGGACAAUUAUGAUACUGGAACUGGCGAUCAUUAUUCCUUAAGGCAGAUAUGUGAUCAAUCCUACAUUAGAGGAGGUGGUCACAGUUGCUUUAAAGACAGUGAUGAAGCUCGGAUUAGGUCAAAAAGGAAGCAUUUCUGGGAGAAAGCGGUUAAUAUUGAAGAACUUUGUGGACCAGAUGAUGCAUGGUGGGGUGUUAGAGGGUACAUGAGGGAUAACUUUAACCACAGCCAUAAGUUAAUACCAUAUGCAGAACAUUUUCAGAACAGCCGGUUUGUGGAAUCAAUUCUUGAUGUUUACUGGGAGCUGCCACCAGUGGCAGGACCAUCGCUCACACAUCAGACUAGGUAUGAUCCUGCUCGUGCACCACCUCCCAUUGUUGAAGAUGGUCGGUAUGGCUUAUUCCAACGACUUGGUUUAACCAGAUUUGAUACUUCUGUAUUUAACGGAUACACUCAGAUGGUUCACAUUCAGAUAUCUAAACAGUAACUUUAGAGUUAGAAAAUGAAGAUGCUUGUUUAGGUUUCCAUAGUUUGUUCAUAAUAUGAAUUUUGCUCUCAUUCUCUCAUAGCGUUCUUGCUUCUUCAUUUCCUUGGUUUGCCUUCCUGUAGUGACAACUGUUCUGUACUAGUAUCAUGUCAUAGCUGAAUCGAUUUCACUUAUCCUUAAGCUGUCCACGAUCUUAUCCAAACCGUUUGAGUUACCAGGUCUGUUGUAAUGCUUAUAAAUUUAAUUAAUUUUUACAAUGUUUGGAA